Habropoda laboriosa is the source of this 2571-nucleotide messenger RNA. RefSeq names its product zinc finger protein 665-like. Gene Ontology annotation, cellular component: nucleus. Lineage: Eukaryota; Metazoa; Arthropoda; Insecta; Hymenoptera; Apidae. The annotation marks the transcript as partial. Gene Ontology annotation, biological process: regulation of transcription by RNA polymerase II. Gene Ontology annotation, molecular function: RNA polymerase II cis-regulatory region sequence-specific DNA binding; DNA-binding transcription factor activity; zinc ion binding. The record is from RefSeq and is a predicted model, not a curated record. The transcript is spliced from 5 exons.
CCAAAUGAUGACACUUCCAAAAUAUGGGCCCAUCAUUGUGGUAGAACAGAUCUCCUGAUGAAAUCCAAUGAAGAGUUGCAUUUAAAUUAUUAUAUAUGUUCUCAUCAUAUAGAGGAUCAUUAUUAUAUCAGUAAAACAGAUCCUGUCAUAAUAGACCAACAUGCUGUUCCUACAUUGUUUGAAUCACAUACCAUUGUAGAAAAGAAUUCAAAAAACAUCUUUGAUCAAAAUGAACAAACAGAAGUAACUGACAACGUUGUUCUGUCAUACUGUGAUAUGGAUGUUGAAAUAGAUCAAUAUCGUGAUAUUAGUAUUAAAUUUUCAAAUUUAUGUAGAAUAUGUGGAGAACCAACUUUAAAUGGUAUAGAGAUAUUUGCAGCAAAAGGGGUAGAAUUAAAAUUAAGAGAAAAAAUAAGUUUACACCUGCCAAUCACUGUUGAUGUGGAAGAUUUACUACCACAAAAGUUAUGUGUGAAUUGUUAUAACAAAUUGGAAACUGCACAUUUAUUAGUUAUAACUUCUUUAAGAACAGACAUGCGGUUGAAGAGGUUUCUAAACAUUAAUGAAGAACUGAACUAUGAUCAUAGAUAUAAUUCAAUAGCAAAAAAAUGUUUCUUAGAAAUAGCUGAAGAAAUGUGUCCCAGUGAAACAACUGAAGUUACAUCCAUAGAAUUAUCUUCUAACAAAAUUGAAGAAAUUUCUAUGAAUCAAGAAAUCACUGCAAAAUUUAGUCAUUUGGAAAAUAUUAAUACACAAAAAGACAGCUUUGGAAACAGUAUAAGAAAGGAAGUGCAAUCUGAAUUAAAUAGUUUCAUUGAAUCAUACAAUGAAAAAGAUAAAGGACAGAAAUCUACAAAUGGAACUACAAAAAAUUAUGCAAAUAAUCAAAUAGAAAAUAAUGAAAUUCAUUGUGCUUGUUGCAAGGAUACAUUUAAAACAGAGGAAAUGUUUGAAAAUCACAAAAUGUUGUGUGGUGAAGAAGAAAUAAUAGUACAAAAACAAAAAGAAUGUAAUAGUAAUAUAAAUGAUAGAGAGUCUAGUAAUGUAAAAGUAAUGAAUUUUCAAUAUGUUAUGAGGACUUGUAACAUCUGUCAUGAACAUUUCGAAAAUGAAAAACACUUAGCUGAACACAAACUUUCAUACUGUAAACUUCUCCAGGAAGAAUCUUAUGAAGUCUCUAGUAAACCAAAUAUGAAUGAAGAACAGGGUGAUAUUUACAAUGAUUCUUACAACAUUAGUAAUAUUCCACCAAUGGAAACUAAUAAAAAAUGUGGUCAUUGCGAUUCGAUUUAUAAUACUAAGAAAGAAUUAUUAAAUCAUAUUAUCGAAUUUCACGAAGGGCAACUUUUAUUUAAAUGUAUCAUAUGUGAUAGAAGUUAUGAAAAAUGGUCUAGUUUAGACGUACACGAAGCUACUCACAGACUAGAUAAGCCGUAUCUGUGCGAUUUAUGUGGAAAAAGUUUUAAACAUUCCAACAAUCUAAGAGGUCAUAAGAGGACUCAUUUAGACGAUUCGAAAAAGAAGCGACAUAUUUGCGAAAUUUGUGGAAAUGCCUUUAGAUCUAGAUUUCAUUUGGGUGAACAUAUGAACCAACAUAAUGGAAAUAAACCUUAUUCUUGUGAAAAAUGCGGAAAAACUUUUUAUAAAAGAAUACAACUAAGACAGCAUAAACUGUCUCAUGGUUUGAAUAAACACAUCUGUCCAGUAUGUGGUACAGCUUUCAAUCGAAAAGGAAACAUGAAUACACACCUUAAACGGCAUAACAACGGAGAUGGUACAUACACGUGUAGUGUAUGUUUGUUGAGAUGUAAAUCAAUGAGUGAGUUGAAGUUACAUAGGAAAAAGCAUACAGACCAAGAUAUUAUAGAAAGUAUAAGAAGGAAAUGCAAUGAUAAAACUAUAUGGCAAUGUAACACCUGCAAUAGAAUAUUUUCAACACGAGCUAUGUUAUUAAACCAUGAACGCAUACAUAAAGGAGAAAGAAUAAGUGUCGAGUGCAAUAUUUGUGGGAAAAAAUUAGCAAGUAAAAAUUCUUUAAUAUAUCAUAAAAAAUCUAUUCAUUCUUCAGAAAGGCCACACAUGUGUCAAUACUGUGGAGAAUCGUUUGUGUCUAAAGAAGCACGUCUCAUACACGAAAGAAUACACACCGGGGAACGUCCGUACGUUUGCAAAAUAUGCAAAAUGGAGUACAAGUGUUCUAGCAAUCUUAAUCAACACAUGAAAAUCCAUUCCGGUGUUAAACCCUAUAAAUGUACAUAUUGUGAUAAAAGUUUUACGCGUAAGGGUGCUUUAACCGUACACGAGAGAAUUCACACCGGGGAGAAACCAUUUGCUUGUGAAACGUGUGGCAGAACAUUUUCCCAAAAAAAUGACAUGUUAAAACAUACUAAAACACACGAUGCGAAAUCGUUACGUUGCGAACAGUGCGAUGAAAUCUUCACGAAAAAAAAAGAUAUCCUGAAGCAUAUUGUUUUGCACGAACAGAACAAUCCUAUAAUUCAAGAGUACGUGGAAGUACAACAACAAAUAGACUCUUAUACUGUAGAUAUACCAUGUUCUGAAUUAGAAUAA